This is a messenger RNA of Liolophura sinensis, 5110 nucleotides long. Its product is annotated as G-protein coupled receptor GRL101-like. The record is from RefSeq and is a predicted model, not a curated record. Lineage: Eukaryota; Metazoa; Mollusca; Polyplacophora; Chitonida; Chitonidae. Gene Ontology annotation, biological process: adenylate cyclase-activating G protein-coupled receptor signaling pathway; activation of adenylate cyclase activity; hormone-mediated signaling pathway. The transcript has 12 exons. Gene Ontology annotation, cellular component: plasma membrane. The coding region runs from base 85 to 3123 and encodes 1012 amino acids. Gene Ontology annotation, molecular function: protein binding; G protein-coupled peptide receptor activity; protein-hormone receptor activity.
GAUAAGUGUAUAGAAGAGGGCGCCAAGAGAACGUGCGGCGAUUGGCGGGAAUCCGGCUACACGCAGGACGGACUCUAUGACGUCAUGCCUCGUGCACGAGGAGUGUCCAGCAAAGUCGAGUGCAUAUUUGAAGAUGAUGUGGGCCGGGCUGUGAAUGUUUUUCACCAUGACGUAGAAAACAGGUCACACGUGAAGAAUAUCGAGUGGAACUACACCCGGGACUUUAACUAUCUACAGACCACUGUAGAUGACAUCCGAGCAGUGGUCACAAUGUCUCACAAGUGCCAAAUGUUCAUGCGAUACGAAUGCAAGGCGAGCAUGCUUGGAAAAGACGCCGCCGCUGUGGUGACAUAUAAUGGAACAGAAAUAAGCUUUCACGGACGUCAUGGUCGUUGUGACUGUCUACUGACCGGAAAUUGUCAAAACGUUACCAGAAGAUGUAUGUGUGACAAAAACACAAAUAAAUGGUUGGAAGACCACGGGUAUAUUAACGAUACAGAUAUGUUACCGCUGAGGAGAGUGAAAUUUGGAGACACAGGAAGCAGUUAUGAGGAAGCUUAUCACACCAUAGGACCUCUUCGUUGUUAUGAAGAUGUGGACUUUGAGAAAGCUAGUGCUGCCUUUGUCUGUCGCAGUAAGAAAAUGAUCAGCAACAAGAUGCGAUGUUUACACCAGUACAACCAAUACGGAUUUGUGAUGGGUUGUCGCGAUUUGUCCCACCUGGACGACUGUGAACAGCACGAAUGUCCAGCUGAUUGGUACAAGUGCCCUCAAGCAUUCUGUAUUCCCCACAAAAUGCUGUGUGAUGGGCGGAAAGACUGUCCUUUUGGAGAGGAUGAAUGCUUCUGCGCUAACUUUUCUUGUCACGGCAUGUACAGAUGUCGCCAAUCUUCAAACUGCAUCACCAAUGCGCAGGUCUGCGACGGGAAACGGGACUGUCGCCUUGGAGAUGAUGAACGCGUGUGUAACGUGACCUGUCCGCCAUCUUGUUUCUGUGAAGGUCAUUCAGUGGAGUGCCUACACGCGGGUUAUUCGCAUGUCCCGAAUAUAUCGGAAAAUACCAGGUACCUGGACCUAAGGUACAACAAUUUGUAUCAAGUGAAUUUCAACACUUCUCUGAGAGAGUUGGGACGCCUUAUUCUUGCCCAUUGUAAUAUCUCACGAAUAUUACCAAGUGCGUUUGAGCCUAUGGCAAACCUGUAUUAUCUGGAUCUAGGCCACAAUCAACUGGUUCAAAUUGCACAGAGAACAUUCAUUGGAUUGUCAAACCUAAAAUAUUUAAACUUGUUGGGCAAUUCUGGUCUGAUGAACAUAGAACCCAGGUCGUUUUUUGGACUGUCCAAACUGCCGGUAUUAACCUUAAGUGGAGCACAGUUGUACGUUAUUAAAUCCAACAUGUUCGAAGGGUUGGGGAAUUUGACUGAGUUGUAUUUAAACUCGAGUAAAAUAGUCAGUAUUGAACAUGGUGGAUUUGAUCACCUGGAGCGUCUUCAGACGCUGGCGUUACAAGACAACGCCAUAUCCUCUUACCCCCGGGACGUCUUCUUGCCUUUGGCGUCUCUGAAUGAGCUGCAGUCCGACACGUACGCGUUCUGUUGCUUGGCCACAUGGGUGCCCAAAGAGAAAUGCGCCCCAGCAAGGGAUCAACUCUCUUCCUGCGAGGAUCUCAUGAGGAUCGCUCCGCUCAGGAUCUCGUUAUGGAUGGUCGGUGCCAUUGCUCUGGUGGGAAAUGUCUUCGUCAUCGUCUACAGGCUAAAGCAUCCGGAGAGGAGUAAAGUCAACGGGAUAAUCCUUACAAAUCUGGCCGUGUCGGACUUUCUCAUGGGCGUCUAUCUCCUUUUUAUCGCCGUCGUGGACACUCGCUAUAAAGGCGAUUAUUUCAUGCACGCUGAGAACUGGACUUCGAGUCAGGCGUGCCACUUCGCGGGAUUCUUGGCGACAGUAGCGAUAGAGGUUUCCAUGCUGACCCUCGCCACUCUUACUUUCGAUCGCUUCACCAACAUUCUGUUCCCUUUCGGACACUAUAAACUGAACAGGGCGAGAGCCAGGGGUGUGCUGGUAUUGAUUUGGGGUAUUGCGAUACUGCUUGCAGGAGUUCCUAUCCUGCCGAUGGAUUACUUUCAGGGGAUGUUCUAUUCCCGGACAGGUGUGUGUAUCCCCCUUCAUCUGACUGCCUCCACAUAUCCCGGCUGGGAAUACUCUAUCGCCAUCUUUAUGGGCCUCAACACAGCAAUUUUCACAUUUAUCUCCAUUGGCUACUGGUACAUUUACUUAGCUAUCAAACAGACCUCAAUACAAAGGGUGCGAUCCAAGGGACAGUCGAGGACCGAGACAGUGGCUGCUCGCAAGAUGGCGCUUCUCGUCUUUACUAAUGUGCUCUGUUGGUUUCCAACGUUCAUUAUAGGUUGUUUGGUCUUAUCUGGAGUGGCCCUGGAUGCAGAUGUCUAUGCCUGGACAGUGGUCUUUGUCCUUCCCGUGAAUUCGGCUGUUGACCCGAUCCUAUAUACCAUAUCAACCAUCCGGAGGACGGACUGUACUGACAAGGCCAAAACGGUGGCGUCUCGUCUAUCGAUGUCAGCCUAUGAUGAUCUUUUCCCGUUCUACAGUUUUCAGUCCGAUAACAUCGUUAAAACUAAAGAAACUGGCACUUUGUACACGGUGGAACAAAUUGCAGAGCUGAAUGCAUUCAAAAAAAUUACACCAUACAUCGAAAAUACUUUCACCCUGUCAACAGACGCCAUUGAGGAGCGCUCUGUCACCUGUUAUGACAGAAAUCACAUGGGUGAGCAAGUGACUCUCCGACACGCUGUCCAGCACAGUUCACAUUUGGUAGGGGAGAGUAUGGAAAAUGACGCUCUAGCGGCCUUUUCAAAAGCACUCGGCAAAACAUUAGUGAACUUGCACAAAAAUUGCUUGACCUUGGACUGGCAGAAUUUCAAGGUCCUUUUUACAGAUAUUGGAGAAGAGUGCAUAACCGUGCGGCUAAAUGGAAACUGUUACCCGAUAGCUGACGAGAAAGCCAUAAGAAAAGACAGGCUGCAGUAUCAACAGUUUGUGAAGAAACUGUAUCGCGAGAGAACACACGUUGAUUCCGACAAGGGAGAAGACAUCAGCCGUGUAUAAAGAACGAUAACAUUAUUGUCAGUAAGAUUACGAGGAGAGGAAACCAAUCCUUUGAAACAACGUUUCCUCCCCAAGGGUAAACCACUAUUGUGUAGAGGACAAAUGUUUGCAAAGAUACAGGGUAGACUCCUAUUUAGAGGACAACCGUUUGCAAUGAUACGAGAGGGGCUGAUAUUAUUCGUGUCUAGGACAAACGUUUGGAGAGAUACGGUAGACGACACCAUGCCUGUGUGGAGGACACACGUUUGGAGAGAUACGGUAGACGACACCAUGCCUGUGUGGAGGACAUACGUUUGGAAUGAUACGGUAGACGACACCAUGCCUGUGUGGAGGACACGUUUGGAGAGAUACGGUAGACGACACCAUGCCUGUGUGGAGGACACACGUUUGGAGAGAUACGGUAGCAAACGACGCAAGGCCUCGGUAUAGGACAAGCGUUUGUAAUGCGAUGGUAGGAGGCGACACCAGGCAUGUGUAAUGGACAGACGUUUGGAAUGAUAGUGUAGCAGCUGACCGCAGUCCGAUGUAAAAGACAUAUGCUUGGAACGAUACGAAAGGAGAUGACAUUAACCUUGUGUAAAGGACAAACAUUUGGAAUGAUACAAUAAAAGCUGACCUCGGUCCUGUGUGAAGGGCAAACGUUUGGAAUAAUACGGUAGGCGACGACACCAGUCCUGUGUAGAUGACAAACAUUAGUAACGAUACGGCCCUGUGCAAGAAAAAGGACGGGGAUUGUCGAUGGUAAGAGUGUAGCCAACCAUAAGUCAGGAAGAACACCUGCCAGGGUAUAGGGCAAACCUUUGUGCGCACAGUUGACAAAUGCAUUAAUUUUGUGCAGUGGUUGUUAGCAAUUUGGGGCUGAUGAUACCAGUCACAUGUGGAGGACUAAGGCUAAAAUGGCGCUUCGGUGUCCUAAAGGUUAGGGCGUCCGACUUGCAACAGAAUUGACGAUUUCAUUCUAAUGGUUAUUUAUAUAUUGAAUUCGUGCUUUGUCAUACUUAUACGACUCUCAUACGACGACGGCCAUCAUUUUACUGGGAGCAAAGCGGGCUAUGGAAUCCCACGACAGGGUGCUGCAGACAUCCGCAGUGCGACCAGAAAUGAAGCCAGCAGGAGCUGGACUGCGACUGGAUUUGUGAAAGGCUCACGAGUCAGUGUGCUGCGCCAGCACGCUAAGUUACUGUAGUGACUGGGCUUUAACGUUUAUGUCUCGGGUCUUAAAUAUUAAGCUAUCUUAGUUUUGACCUUCGGUGAUUUACUUGAACAUGAAGCAAACAGUUGAUGAAAAUGUACCUACUUUUGUCAUUCCAUGUUAAAUAUCCCCAACAGAUAGACUGCAAUUUAAUGGAGGGAAUGUCUUUGUUAUUCUACUAUGCGUCAAAGAUUCAUGUAAAUCAUGUGCUGGUAUAUGGGGUUUCCGUAUGGAGCUUGGAGUAACCGCGGAAGUUACCACAGUGUAAAAUUCACCAUUUAGUCAUUUAGAUGAUUUGCCUUUUGAUUCCAUUGUAGGACACUUUACCCAUCCAGCGUCCACAUCACUCCACAUUUGCUCACAAUGACUGUUAUGUCGUUUGAUGUAACAAGUAAAUAUGAAACAUUUUAACCAUUCAUUUGAAUGAUGAUAAAGCGUAUUUGGACGCCUAAGACAUUCAAAUGUUUCACCAUUUGUUUACAGUUUUUGUUUGAAUGGACGAUAGUAAAACUCAUUCCGAUGUUCAAAUGGUAUUACUCAGAAACUGCUAAAGGCUAUAAGCUGAACUAUUGUUUACCCAAUACAUAUUGUUCUAAUGCUUGUUCUUGUGUGGUUCUUCUGUCGUGUGUCACAUCUUCAUAUGUCACUUCACUUAUCCAUCAGUAUCCUUGUUGCACUGACUGCUGUCAUCCUUUGCAAGUACAAAGGUCCUUUAUUUUAAAAUGCUGUAAAACGUAUUCUUGCUAGAUCGUACACAUCUGAAUAAAAAUAGAAUUGGAAUGAAAGUUAAUUAUC